AAGCUCUGCAGUUCUCGGUCCUCGGCCUCCUACAGGUGUGGGCGGAAGCCUGCCCUCUCGGCCGGGGACCAGCAGGAGGUGAUCUGCUGUAGGGGGCUCUCGGGAGACCAGCCCCAGCGACCCGGCUUGUCCGAGCCGCGGAGGCGACGCUGGGAGGACAGCGGAGACGGCCGGGGACAGCCGCUUCUGAAAGACUGUUUGAACCUCCUCCGCCCUAAAUCGGAACUCCUGCACCAUGGGCGUCCGCGUGACGCAGGUGCAGUCAAGACACGCCCUGUCACCGCACCCUGCGUCCUUGCUUCGGACUUUCGGAAUCUGGGGCGUCAGCCCAAAACUAGGAAGGAAAAGGGGCCUCUGUUUCUAACCCAAACCCGACAGCGUGAAUGCAUCUCAGUCCACGUGGGGCAGGCAGGUGUCCAGAUGGGCAAUGCCUGCUGGGAGCUCUACUGUCUGGAACACGGGAUUCAGCCUGAUGGACAGAUGCCCAGUGAUAAGACCAUCGGUGGGGGGGAUGACUCCUUCACCACCUUCUUCUGUGAAACUGGAGCUGGAAAACAUGUGCCUCGGGCAGUCUUUGUGGACCUGGAGCCUACUGUCAUUGAUGAGAUCCGAACGGGCCCAUACCGCCAGCUCUUCCACCCAGAGCAGCUUAUCACUGGGAAAGAAGACGCGGCCAACAACUAUGCCCGUGGCCACUACACCAUCGGCAAGGAGAUCAUUGACCCGGUGCUGGACCGGAUCCGCAAGCUGUCUGAUCAGUGCACAGGACUUCAGGGUUUCUUAGUAUUCCACAGCUUCGGAGGGGGCACCGGCUCCGGCUUCACCUCUCUGCUGAUGGAGCGGCUUUCUGUUGACUAUGGCAAGAAGUCCAAGCUGGAGUUCUCCAUCUACCCAGCCCCACAAGUGUCCACAGCUGUCGUGGAGCCCUACAACUCCAUCCUGACCACACAUACCACCCUGGAACACUCAGACUGUGCCUUCAUGGUCGACAACGAGGCCAUCUAUGACAUCUGCCGCCGGAACCUGGACAUCGAGCGCCCCAGCUAUACCAACCUCAACCGUCUCAUCAGCCAAAUCGUCUCCUCCAUCACAGCUUCCUUGCGCUUCGAUGGGGCCCUCAAUGUGGACCUGACGGAGUUCCAGACCAACCUGGUGCCCUACCCCCGAAUCCACUUCCCCUUGGCCACCUAUGCACCAGUCAUUUCUGCAGAGAAAGCCUACCAUGAGCAGCUGUCAGUGGCAGAGAUCACCAAUGCCUGCUUUGAGCCUUCCAACCAGAUGGUGAAGUGUGACCCUCGGCAUGGCAAGUACAUGGCCUGCUGCCUGCUGUACCGUGGAGAUGUGGUGCCCAAGGAUGUGAAUGCUGCCAUUGCUGCCAUCAAGACCAAACGUAGUAUUCAGUUUGUGGACUGGUGUCCCACAGGCUUCAAGGUUGGUAUCAACUACCAGCCACCCACUGUGGUGCCUGGGGGUGACCUGGCCAAAGUGCAGCGUGCAGUGUGCAUGCUGAGCAACACAACUGCCAUUGCCGAAGCCUGGGCCCGCCUGGACCACAAGUUUGACUUGAUGUAUGCCAAGAGGGCUUUUGUACACUGGUAUGUGGGUGAGGGCAUGGAGGAGGGUGAGUUCUCUGAGGCUCGAGAGGAUAUGGCUGCCCUGGAAAAGGAUUAUGAGGAAGUAGGCAUCGACUCCUAUGAGGAUGAGGAUGAGGGAGAAGAAUAGAUAACUACUUUGGAGCCUGUUCACUGUGUUUAUUGCAAAUUCCUCUCAAAAUAAAGUUUCCUUGCAUGA
Meriones unguiculatus (Mongolian gerbil) is the source of this 1791-nucleotide messenger RNA. Its product is annotated as tubulin alpha-4A chain. The record is from RefSeq and is a predicted model, not a curated record. Bases 421 to 1722 code for a protein of 433 amino acids. The transcript is spliced from 4 exons. NCBI's taxonomy places the organism in Eukaryota, Metazoa, Chordata, Mammalia, Rodentia, Muridae. Gene Ontology annotation, molecular function: structural constituent of cytoskeleton; GTP binding. Gene Ontology annotation, cellular component: microtubule; cytoplasm. Gene Ontology annotation, biological process: mitotic cell cycle; microtubule cytoskeleton organization.